Molecule: messenger RNA, 4197 nt
Organism: Nannospalax galili (Upper Galilee mountains blind mole rat)
Lineage: Eukaryota; Metazoa; Chordata; Mammalia; Rodentia; Spalacidae
Gene: Stox2
Product: storkhead box 2
Exons: 5
Coding region: 1223-3814 (863 amino acids)
Biological process (GO): positive regulation of transcription by RNA polymerase II
Cellular component (GO): nucleus; cytoplasm
Molecular function (GO): RNA polymerase II transcription regulatory region sequence-specific DNA binding; DNA-binding transcription activator activity, RNA polymerase II-specific
Source: RefSeq, a predicted model, not a curated record
GAGUGCCUUCCACCCGGGAUCCAGGAGGGCGCAGGCAGCCGGCGUGGGCCCGACGUCCCCGCGCGUCCGCGGCGCCCCGUGGCUCCGGCUGGGCGCAGGUGGGCCGGGCCGGGCGCCGCAGAUCGGCGCGUUCCCACGAACGCUCGCCCUCGGAGCGAGGGGGAGGGACAUCGGAAGGACGUGGAAACAUCGCGGGUGUCACCCACCAAGCCAAGGCCCCGCGCGGCCGCCGCGGGGAAUUCUCAGGAGCGAUCCCGGCUGAGCCUGGGCGGCGCAGGGACAUUAGCAUGACUCUGGGCGGCCGUCCUGCUGCCAGCCCAGCCACCACGCUGCGCGCUGGUACCCGAGCCGCGGUGGCCCCGCGUGGGGGCCGAUCUCCGGGCUCCGGAGUCACCGCGGCCCGGGAGUAGGAGCAUGCCUGCGGCGGGGGACCCACGCGUGUUGGCGCGCGCCCCCACCCGCCAGCCUCGGAAGGAGGAAGCCUGACGCGGCGGUCGGCAGCACCCAUCUGGCUGUCCCUGCGUGGUCGCAGCCACCGUCCGCGUCCGCGUCCGCGUCGGAGCCGGAGCCCUGGCAUGAAGACGGCCUCCCGAGCACUGCGGGAGAGGCAGAGCCAGCCUGCGCCAGGGACUGCGGGCCUCGCGGCCGGGAGGUCCGGGGAGACACGACGCGGACACUGUCAUCUCCACGCCUCGCGCUGAGCCUCCCGGUGCGGUUGUGGCUGCCGCCGCCCCACCGGGCUGCUCGGGAGUGCGAUCCCGGGUGGGCCCCGGGAGGCCUCGGCUUCCUCGUUUGUUUGGAUCUUUUGUGCGGUGGCGCACGGCCGGCUAAGCACUCCUGCGCUGAAUCGGGCCAUUGUCUGCGCUCCCAUAGCUUCCACGCUGCAAGUCUCGGCGCCCCCACCCCAGCCGCCCCCUCCCGGCCGCCGAGCCUCCCAACGUGCCUUUUCCCCCCAGGAAUCUGGAAGCUAUAAGCCGGGCGGAUUGCAAAUGAAGUGGAAUGCAUUGUGGGACGUGUGUAAAAUCGGAGCCUUCGCCGUGGGGGUGUGGGGGGGCGUGGGGAGGGCCGGACCCGCCGCUGGCGGUGUAGACGACCACGAGGGGCUGGGGAAAAUGUGCACAGAGUCCUCCCGGGUCGUGGCCGGGGUAGACGGAUGAAGCAGCGCGCUGCGCCCCGGCGCUGAGAACCCACGAUCGGGCCACCAGGGUCGCCCUUCCCCACCAUGAAGAAGACCCGGAGCACAACCUUGCGGCGAGCCUGGCCUAGCUCGGAUUUCUCGGACCGGGCCUCGGACCGCAUGAGAUCCCGCAGCGAGAAGGACUACCGGCUGCACAAGCGCUUCCCCGCGGCCUUCGCGCCCCAGGCUUCCCGGGGCUACAUGACAUCAGGUGAUGUGUCACCAAUCAGUAUGUCCCCCAUCAGUCAAUCACAGUUUAUUCCACUCGGGGAAAUCCUUUGCUUGGCCAUCUCUGCAAUGAACUCUGCAAGAAAACCUGUCACCCAAGAAGCACUGAUGGAACACCUGACAACGUGUUUCCCAGGUGUUCCAACCCCAAGCCAAGAAAUUCUGCGGCAUACCCUAAACACACUGGUACGGGAGAGGAAAAUCUAUCCAACUCCAGAUGGUUAUUUCAUUGUGACCCCGCAGACUUACUUCAUAACUCCUUCCCUCAUAAGAACUAACAGUAAAUGGUACCACUUGGAAGAGAGGAUGCCUGACAGGUCUCAGUGUACCUCUCCACAACCCGGAACCAUAACGCCCUCUGCCUCAGGCUGUGUCAGGGAAAGGACAUUGCCGAGAAACCACUGCGACUCUUGCCACUGCUGCCGAGAAGAUGUGCACAGCAUGCAUGCCUCCACUCUGCAGAGGAAGUCUGCCAAGGACUGCAAAGACCCUUACUGCCCUCCUUCACUCUGCCAGGUGCCACCCACUGAAAAGAGUAAAAGUACUAUAAAUUUUUCUUAUAAGACAGAAACUCUCUCAAAACCUAAAGAUAGUGAAAAGCAGUCCAAAAAGUUCGGACUCAAGUUAUUCCGGCUGAGUUUUAAGAAAGACAAGACCAAACAGCUGGCCAAUUUUUCUGCCCAGUUUCCUCCUGAGGAGUGGCCCCUACGAGACGAGGACACUCCAACCACCAUCCCUCGGGAAGUGGAGAUGGAAAUCAUACGGCGGAUUAACCCGGACUUGACAGUGGAAAAUGUCAUGAGGCACACUGCACUAAUGAAAAAGCUUGAAGAGGAAAAAGCUCACCGGAGUAAAGCGGGAUCCUCAGCCCACCACAGUGGAAGGAGUAAAAAGAGCAGGACUCAUCGUAAGUCCCAUGGGAAGUCCAGGUCGCACAGCAAGACGCGAGUAUCUAAAGGAGAUCCUUCGGAUGGCUCGCAUCUGGACAUCCCCGGUGAGAGAGAGUAUGACUUUUGUGACCCUCUAACCAGGGCCCCCAGAGAGGGCUGCUUCAUCAUCGAACACAAAGGAGAUAACUUCAUCAUGCACAGCAACACAAACGUGAUCGAGUCCCAUUUCCCCAUGACGCCAGAAUGGGAUGUAUCUGGUGAACUGGCCAAAAGAAGAACUGAGAUGCCUUUUCCCGAACCUUCCAGGGGAAGCUCCCAUUCAAAAGUGCACCGAAGCCACAGCCAUACCCAGGACCGAAGGUCCAGGAAUGAGAGGUCCAACAAAGCCAAGGAACGAUCCAGAUCCAUGGAUAACUCCAAAGGCCCCCUGGGUGCUGCUUCUCUUGGGACGCCUGAAGACCUGGCUGAAGGCUGUAGCCAAGAUGACCAGACCCCCAGCCAAUCCUACAUUGAUGACAGUACUUUAAGGCCUGCCCAGACUAUUGGUCAUCAAAGGGCUCACAUUUCCUCUACGAGCUAUAAAGAGGUGUGCAUUCCAGAAAUAGUCAGUGGCAGCAAGGAACCUUCCAGUGCUUGUAGCCUUUUAGAGCCAGGCAAAGCCCCUGAGAGUAUGCCAUCCUAUGGUGAACUCAACUCCUGCCCAACAAAAACAGCCACAGAUGACUAUUUCCAGUGCAACACCUCUAGUGAGACUGUGCUCACAGCACCGUCACCUCUGGGAAAAAAUAAGGAGGACCAUGACACUUUGACCCUGGUCGAAGGGGUGAAAAAGCUAUCUUCAUCUGAGAGGCAGACUCCCCAUUCCUCCAGGGAGCCUGUUGGGCACAAGGAGGAGUCACCGAAAGGGCCAGGUGGGGGCCCUGCUGCCUCAGGUGGCAUGGCUGAGGGAAUGGCCAAUGGCCGCCUCGUCCAGCAUCAUAGCACGGAGCCCAGCAGCCUGGACAAGAGGAAAGAGAUAUUCAGCAAAGAUACAUUGUUCAAACCUCUGCACAGCACCUUGUCUGUAAACAGCUAUCACAAGUCGAGCCUGUCCCUCCUCAAAUCCCACCCGAAGUCACCUGCUGACGCACUGCCAGGCCGAUGUGAGAAAUUGGAACCUUCCCUGGGGACAUCGGUGGCACAAGCCAUGCCUGCUUCCCAGCGUCAGCAGGAGUCUGGAGGGAACCAGGAGGCCUCUUUUGACUAUUACAAUGUCUCUGAUGAUGACGACUCUGAGGAAGGGGCCAACAAAAACACAGAGGAAGAGAAAAAUAGAGAUGAUGUGGGUACCAUGCAGUGGCUCCUUGAGAGGGAGAAAGAAAGAGACUUGCAGAGGAAAUUUGAGAAGAACCUCACCCUCCUUACCCCAAAGGAAACUGACAGCAGCAGCAACCAGAGAGCCACCCACUCAGCCCGACUGGACAGCAUGGACAGCAGCAGCAUCACAGUGGACAGUGGAUUCAACUCCCCACGGAAUUGAAAAAAAAAAUGUUUCUGCAGCUGUAGAGAUCACCAAUCUGGACUGUACUCGGGAGAGCCUGGCUUCCAACACAUCAAGCAUUGUUGAAAGUAACCGCCGUCAGAAUCCUGCUUUGAGCCCGGCCCAUGGUGGAGCUGGUCCAGCCUUCAACUUCCGUGCAAGUACGGAUCCCCCGACAAACGAAGCUGAGAAAUUACAGAAACCUUCCAACUGCUUGCAAGCUUCUGUUACUAGUGUGUGAUUGUCCUUCUGCCUCAGAUCUUCUGUCUCAUUCAAUACAGCAAAGUUUACGACAAUUGGGAUGAUGUUUACACCUUUGGAAAGACAAGCAUCUCAUGCGCAGUUUGGGGUUUACUUAAACUGUGCUGCUAAGUAGGCUAGGG